This is a messenger RNA of Eimeria acervulina, 555 nucleotides long. RefSeq lists its product as hypothetical. NCBI's taxonomy places the organism in Eukaryota, Apicomplexa, Conoidasida, Eucoccidiorida, Eimeriidae. The transcript has a single exon. Bases 1 to 555 code for a protein of 184 amino acids. The record is from RefSeq and is a predicted model, not a curated record.
AUGCUGCAGGCGACGUUCAGCAGAAACAAAACACCGACUGGGGUGUACAUACACGGGCUGUCUGUUGAUGGGGGGGUUUGGAAUUAUGAUUUAGGGGUUUUAACAGAUGAGCCGUCAGCAGCAACAGCAACAGCAGCAGCAGCAGGAGCAGCAGGAGCAGCAGGAGCAGAAGCAGGGGCAGCAGCAACUGUCUCUCACGACUUCCCGGUGCUGCUGCUGCAGCCUCAAGUAGCAGAAGGAGAGACGCCGAAUAAAGCAGAGACCGAAGACGCAGCAGCUACAGAAGCAGCAGCAGCAGCAUCAGAAGCAGCAGCAGCAGCAGAAGCAGCAGCAGCAUAUGAGCCGGAGUCUCCAAAGGAGACACAGCAGCAGAAGCUGCAGUACAUUUGCCCCCUCUUCGUUACUGCCGAGAGAAACUCCACAGGUAAAUUCUUUUUUCUUCUAUGCAGCAGCAGCAGCAGCAGUAGCAGCAGCAGCAGCAAUAGCAGCAGCAGCAAUAACUGCAGCAGCAAUAGCUGUAGCAGCAAGUGCAUCAGCAAAUCAGUGUUUCUCUAG